AUGCACAACGGCUACUUGACGCCACACUCGCCAAUGUCCGCAAGAACCGGGCUCUCACCCCGCCGUAUUCUGUUCAAUUCUUCUCUCUCCCUUCUUGGAGCUUUCGAAUUCCCAGAGGAUUACAUGUAUUAUGAGUACUCUGCCAACGGUCAUCUAUUGGGUCUUUUAAAAGUCUUGCCCCUGCCAGAGAUUCUCAAAUCACAACCCAUGUCCCACCACGUCUAUAACGCCGCUAUGGCCCUAGCAGCCCUCACAAUGUCGAGUUUCGAGCCAUAUUCAAGAGGCUCGAUCAAGCUACGCCGUCAUGCCUUCCAUCAUAGUCUGAAGGCCAUUCAGGGCUUGAAUGCCGAGUUAUCCUCGAGCAGCGCGGCGAAAACUGCGGUUCAAUCGUGGAACUAUGAUAGAAUUCUAUCGCUGUUCGCCACAACCAUGUUGCUUGCAAAUUUUGAGCUUCAGCGAGGCGCCUUGCUUGCAUGGCGCUCACACAUGCAGGGUGCUGCAUUAUGCCUUAAUACCGGAUACAAACAGCUUAGGCAGACUCUGGCAGGAAUGCUGUUGAUCAGGUCUUUUGCGAGAAUGGCACUUUUGCUGCGCUUAUAUAACAAAGACUACUCAGUUACCUCGCCGGAAACUAUGCCCACGAGAUUGUCACAAUGGCUAGAUCUGCUUUUGAAGCAAUCGUCGCAACUACAGGACAGGAUGUUGCUGUUGGUAGAAGAGGUAACAGCAUUGGAGAUCCAGAAACGUCAGGAGCCCGAGCUCGACACUUUCUGGUCUAGCAAAAGUUCCGAGCUCCUUUGCAAGCUGGAUGAAUGGCGGACAGACGUACCGAUCGACGAAGUGCCCGUGGAUGAUGACAUUAGCGGAGCUUAUCUGACUAUAUCUUCUUCUGAUCAUGCAUCUUUGAUCCGUGUAUCUGCGCUCGUUUUUCCCAAUACUAGAGACCCUUGCACUUCAGCCGUCAAUUACGUGGCGUAUCUCUGCACGUGCAUGCGGGCGCGUACGCGAUACCUUCCAGAUUCAGGACGGAUAGUUCCUCCUGAUGCGGAGCGGACCGCACUCACCAUAUGUCGGAUUGCAGCAGGGAUACCGCCUACGCGGUUCGGUGAAUCCUUCACACACAGCUACGGCAUGCUUCCCUCGGUUGUCGGAGCCUACCGGUGGUCGACGAACCCGGGACUACGCAACUGGAUCAAACAUUGGUUGGCAGGUUACCGCGGGCCGCGGGAGGGAAUAUGGAACGUUCAACAAACGCUUAAGCUUCUCGCGACGAUGGACAGCCUACCGAAGCCAGGUUGGCACUUCAUUGCUUUAAAGGUCAUUGACGAGCCGCAAGAACCAUCGCCAGACCUCGACGAAGCUCAAAGCAAUGAGCCGUUCAAGGUAGUGUUGCAGGCCAGGGUCCAGAAUGCAACUUCCACAAAUGUCUUUGUUGUCAAGUAG
This is a messenger RNA of Aspergillus fumigatus Af293, 1443 nucleotides long. RefSeq lists its product as uncharacterized. The transcript has a single exon. Bases 1 to 1443 code for a protein of 480 amino acids. Gene Ontology annotation, biological process: positive regulation of transcription by RNA polymerase II. Gene Ontology annotation, molecular function: transcription cis-regulatory region binding; DNA-binding transcription factor activity. Gene Ontology annotation, cellular component: nucleus. NCBI's taxonomy places the organism in Eukaryota, Fungi, Ascomycota, Eurotiomycetes, Eurotiales, Aspergillaceae. The record is from RefSeq and is a predicted model, not a curated record.